AUGGACGCUGGGGACGCCAUGGAGAGGGGCGACCGCGCGCCGCUCCUGCCAGAGAGCCACGGCCCAAAGAUUCCUCAGGACGACAGCCUGCAAGUGCCACUGUUGAAGGACAAAAACCGUGCCGGCAGCAAGGCACCAGCGGUUGUUCUUGAGAGACAAAAAGCGUGUUUAGAGGAGAUCACCAUCGCGUGGCAGCUCCCGCAGUACUUCUUCAUGGCCGGCGCGGAGGUGUUCUGCUACAUCGCGCAGCUGGAGUUCUUCUACGCUGAGGCGCCGGACACAAUGAAGAGCACGUGCACGUCGCUCUCGCUGCUCACCAUCGCGCUGGGCAGCUACAUGAGCUCGUUCAUCUAG
Miscanthus lutarioriparius is the source of this 354-nucleotide messenger RNA. NCBI's taxonomy places the organism in Eukaryota, Viridiplantae, Streptophyta, Magnoliopsida, Poales, Poaceae. The record is from the annotation of a GenBank genome assembly.